This is a messenger RNA of Entamoeba nuttalli P19, 1149 nucleotides long. RefSeq lists its product as hypothetical. Lineage: Eukaryota; Evosea; Mastigamoebida; Endamoebidae. The record is from RefSeq and is a predicted model, not a curated record. Bases 1 to 1149 code for a protein of 382 amino acids. The transcript has a single exon.
AUGCAACAAGAAAAUGGCAACUGUAUAAUUGUUACUCCUGAAUAUAACAUGGAAAGUAUUUUAGAAAGACUAAAUAAAAUUGAAAAAACACUUUCUACCUUACCAAAAACAAUUGAGGAUAUUAUUUCCUCUUGUUUGAAUAAAUAUCUGAUUAUGCCUGAAGAUUAUGCUAGCUCUAUGAAAAGGUUAUCUCAAAUGAUUAAUGAAAAGGAAGUAUCUCAAAAAUCUUCAAACGAAAAGAAAGGCAUUAAAGAAGAAGAAGAUCAUCUAAAACAAAAUAAAGAAGAAAGUAAAAGAAAUUGUCCUUCUAUAAGUUCAACUCUUGACGUUGGAAUUAAAACAAAUAAAGGUUUGGAGGAGUUAUCAACUGAUAUAACUGAUUCAACAAAACAAGGAAAUAUUACUCUAAAUUCUGAAUUAGUAACUAAACCAAUAACUAUUUUUGAAACUCUCCCAGAAAAAUCUCAAACGUUUUUUGUUCAAGAAGACUUUGUUAUUGUUUAUAAUGAAAACAAAGGUCUUGUUCGAUUAAAUGAUGAAGAAGUUGUUUUUAAUAUUUGCGAUUGUAAUAUUAAUGAUUUAAAUGGGACUGAUGCUGGUUCAAUCCUUGUAGCUACUGAUGAAAAACUAUUUCUUAUUAAUAAAGGAGAAGUUGAUAAAUUUAUUGGUUCAUUUACUUCUGCAUGUGAAUUUAAUAAACAAAUUGUAACUGCAUCAAAGAGAGGAUUGAAUUAUAAAGUUAAUGGUAAAGAUGUUAUAAUUAAAAAUUUAACAUCAAAAAUUCAAUUAGAAGUACCAACUAAAAUCAGAUCAAGCAAAUCCUAUUUAUUUGUUCAAGACAUUGGAACAAACAUUAUUACUGUUUUUAACACUUCAUUUAAAGCAAUUAAAGCUAUUAACAGUAAAAAUGUUGUUGAUUUUUGUGUUAUUAAUGACAAUCAAUUUGCAAUACUCACUUCUAAAUCAAUUAAAAUCAUAAGAUUCGCUGAACAUACACUAACGGCUGAAUAUAAAAUACCACUUAAAAUCAACCAUCAACCAAUUUUAUUGAAAAGAAUUGAGUUUGUAAGAAACUUACAUGAGCAAUAUAUUGUUGGGCUUUCUCAAGAUAUGAUAACAACCUACAAAAUACCAGUUGAUUUAAUUUAA